Messenger RNA from Candoia aspera, 783 nucleotides. RefSeq names its product interferon gamma-like. Bases 101 to 625 code for a protein of 174 amino acids. Gene Ontology annotation, cellular component: extracellular region. Gene Ontology annotation, biological process: adaptive immune response; humoral immune response. The transcript is spliced from 4 exons. The record is from RefSeq and is a predicted model, not a curated record. Gene Ontology annotation, molecular function: cytokine activity; type II interferon receptor binding. NCBI's taxonomy places the organism in Eukaryota, Metazoa, Chordata, Lepidosauria, Squamata, Candoiidae.
UCAGACUUGCAAGUGUAGUAGACAGUUAAGUUAGAUACACUACUCUGGUUUUAGUUUCCAGAUCUGUAGCAAAGUAGUCUUUUUACUUGAGUCAGAUACAAUGGCUUGGCAAAUGUGUCUCUUCUUCCUUCUAGUGAGUACUUGUUCUGAUGUCAUCACUGGUUCAACUUUUGAACAUAUAAAAGAAUCUAUAAUGAAGCUAGAGAAUGAUUUUAACACCAGUCAGUCUGACAUCGCUAAUGAUGGAUCUAUUUUCAUACAGAGAUUUAGAAAUGGACUAUGGACAGAGGCCAAUGAAAAAAAAAUCUUACUUGCCCAGAUGAUUUCCCUGUACAGCAACAUGUUGAAAAAUGAAGCCAAAACUCAAACUUCAGAGCACCUCAGAGACUUAAUAGAAGCCCUGGAAGAAUAUGAAACACAAUUCAGUGAAAGCUUGAAGAAAGCAAAAGAUCUUAUUGAGGUGGCAAACCUUCCAAUGAAUGAUUUGAAAAUCCAACGCAAGGCAGUAGCUGAAAUGUUUCGUGUCUUGCUUGAAGUGAACGCUGAAGAAAUUAAAAGACAAAGGAGAAGUAGAAGACACAAUCCAAGAGGCCAGAAGGGACAUCUAGCAAAUCUCAGAGGAUAGCAAUCUUUUAUUAUUUUAAGAUAACUUUUUAACAUAUAAAAUUUAUUUAUUUGUAUUUAUUAGUUUAAAAUAUUAAAUUAUUUAAAAUUUAUGUUAUCUAAGAUAUUAAUAUUAUUAAAGCCAUAUUUAUCUUCUAAUAUUUUUAAAUUAAAUCUAUA